Messenger RNA from Strongylus vulgaris, 822 nucleotides. Lineage: Eukaryota; Metazoa; Nematoda; Chromadorea; Rhabditida; Strongylidae. The record is from the annotation of a GenBank genome assembly.
AUGAAUGCCGCAAACCCGUGGGAAGUUUCGAUUGCGGAACAUCAAGCUAAUUGCGCACAAUUUGCGUCCCUCUAUCCUCAGAAUGGUCGAAUUGAUGGAAAUACAGCAAGAAAUGUAUUAAUGAAGAGUAAUCUGCCACCUCAGUUGUUAGCACAGAUUUGGGCCUUGUCAGAUACAAAUCAUGAUGGUAUGCUCGACGCUCGUGAAUUUUCCAUUGCCAUGCGUCUUACACGAAAUUGUAUCGCUGGUCUUCCGUUACCACCUGCACUACCUCCAUCAUUGAUGCAAAUACCUGCUGGUAGUGGGCCACCACAGGUUAUGCCACAUAUGAAUACAAUGUCGCAACCAAAUGCUAUGUUCACUCCAGAAACCCCAACAAUUUCAUAUGGAACAUCGCCUAUGCAGCCUGUAAUGCCAGCAUUUCCUGUAUAUCACACUGCUCCAGCAGGUAUGAUGGGUAGAAGGCCUUCACAACCGCAGAACGGAGGGAGUGCGCCGAAUCUGAUACAAGGAAAGCAGUGUGGAAAUUGGACUAUUCCGCAUCAGAAUAAGCUCAAAUAUAGCCAACAGUUUAAUCAACACGACAAGCAGCGUGUUGGAUUUCUCACGGGUCAAGCGGGACGCAGCGCUCUUGGUAUGAGCGGCCUUCCGACAACUGCGCUCGCUCUUAUAUGGACGCUUUCCGAUGUUAAUAAAGAUGGAAAACUCAAUGUGGACGAGUUCUGCAUAGCAAUGCAUUUGAUAGAUAUGUUCAAGGCCGGCUAUGCGUUACCUGAUCAAACUCCUCCUGAGUUGGUGCAAAUGUGCGGGAUGUCGAGAUCA